Molecule: messenger RNA, 792 nt
Organism: Sitodiplosis mosellana (orange wheat blossom midge)
Lineage: Eukaryota; Metazoa; Arthropoda; Insecta; Diptera; Cecidomyiidae
Gene: APC10
Product: anaphase-promoting complex subunit 10
Biological process (GO): protein K11-linked ubiquitination; anaphase-promoting complex-dependent catabolic process
Cellular component (GO): anaphase-promoting complex
Source: RefSeq, a predicted model, not a curated record
UGUUUACAAGUUAAACGUAGUUCUGGUGUUGAUUGUUGAAAAAAGCCGACUCAAAGGCCACAUUCACGGUAAGAUGAGUACAAAAUCGGGUGGAGAUAAUGAUCCAAUAAAUGAAGAGUACACGGGAAAUGUAACUGAGGUUGGAACGCAGGCCGUUUGGAGUUUAUCGUCAUGUAAACCGGGUUUUGGUGUGGAGCAAUUGCGUGAUAAUUGCAUGGACACAUAUUGGCAGUCGGAUGGUCAGCUACCGCAUUUGGUGAAUAUUCAAUUUCAGCGAAAGACAUCGGUCAAUCAAAUAUAUAUCUACACCGAUUACAAAUUGGACGAAAGUUAUACACCAAGCCGAAUAUCAAUCCGGUCCGGCACCCAUUUCAAUGAUUUGCAAGAAAUUGAAAUUGUCGACUUGGUCGAACCAACAGGUUGGGUGCAAAUACCGAUAAAGGACGUACGCAAUCGUCCGAUUCGAACAUUUAUGAUUCAAAUUGCUGUCAUUUCCAAUCAUCAGAAUGGCCGUGAUACACACAUGCGACAGAUUCGGAUACAUUCACCGAUCGAAGGUCGCAAAUAUCCAUUAGAAGAGUCGGGCAAAUUUACAACACUCAAAUUUCAACAGUACAGCACAAUUCGUUAGCCGCAUUAAUGCAAUGCAAACCCAAAGAAAAAACGAAGAAAAAAAAGAAUUCAACAUUUAUCUGUAGUUGUUAAAACUGAAAAUUGUAUUUUUAAGAGAAAAAACCAAAAUGAAAUGUCAUCCAAGUGUACAAUCGUUGUACGCAUUUAUAAAGUGGGCAA